Messenger RNA from Fukomys damarensis (Damara mole-rat), 648 nucleotides. RefSeq names its product sex determining region Y (gene Sry). The transcript has a single exon. The record is from RefSeq and is a predicted model, not a curated record. Lineage: Eukaryota; Metazoa; Chordata; Mammalia; Rodentia; Bathyergidae. Gene Ontology annotation, biological process: positive regulation of transcription by RNA polymerase II; negative regulation of transcription by RNA polymerase II; male sex determination. Gene Ontology annotation, molecular function: DNA-binding transcription factor activity, RNA polymerase II-specific; RNA polymerase II cis-regulatory region sequence-specific DNA binding. The coding region runs from base 1 to 648 and encodes 215 amino acids.
AUGUUCAGAAAAUUGAAAAGCAAAGACUACUGGCCAGGUGUGCAGCAAGAUGUCCUCACCUUUGGAGAAAACUUUUCCUACCUUUGGAAGGGCAAUGCUUGCUCAAGUUAUCAAAAUGAAACAGGAGGCAAUGAUAAAAACAGCAUCGUGCACCGGGUCAAGAGACCCUUGAAUGCAUUCAUGGUGUGGUCUCGUGACCAGAGGCGCAAAGUGGCUCUGGAGCAUCCCAACUUGCAAAACUCAGAGAUCAGCAAGUGGCUGGGGUACCAGUGGAAAAUGCUUACUGAAGCCGAAAAAUGGCCAUUCUUUCAGGAGGCCCAGAGACUGCAGGCUAUGCACAGAAGGAAAUAUCCUGACUAUAAGUAUCAACCUCGCCGGAAGACUAAGACGCUGCAGCAGAGUAGCAGUUUGCUGCAUUCAGAAACCUCCUUAAACCCUGGUGGCCAAGCACACUUGGAGGAGAUGCUGUGUGCCUUGCCCUGCAGGGAAGGCUUUACUGAGGCUAAGCACUCAGGACUGAAGAACGAGCUAAUGAUGAGCCACUCUCAGCCCAUGGACACAGCCAACUUGCUACUGCAACAGAAGGGCCACAGCACCUCCCCAAACCCAGGACAAUUAGAAACCUGGCUACAUGGACACUCAGUUUAA